This is a messenger RNA of Anguilla anguilla (European eel), 1658 nucleotides long. It is a transcript of the gene pianp, whose product is annotated as PILR alpha associated neural protein. The transcript has 6 exons. Bases 362 to 1027 code for a protein of 221 amino acids. Gene Ontology annotation, cellular component: membrane. NCBI's taxonomy places the organism in Eukaryota, Metazoa, Chordata, Actinopteri, Anguilliformes, Anguillidae. Gene Ontology annotation, biological process: regulation of immune response. The record is from RefSeq and is a predicted model, not a curated record.
CUCUCUCACAUUCUGCUCCUCUAAAAAUAAUUGAAUCAUUCUCACCCCUCCCUCAAAUUUAGAAUAUUAAUAAGCCCCUCUCUACUUCCUUCUAUUUCUGUCUUCAAAUCCAUUUCCUUCUUUCUCUCUUUCUCUGUCCAUUUAAUUGAACCCGUUAAAAAGCAUAAUUAGCAUUUAAAUCUCUCCAACACUGUCUCCCCCCCUCCCUCUCUCUACAUGUCUCUGUCGCUAAGGCAACCAAUGCUUUUUCCCACUCCCUCUCUACAUCUCCCCUCUCGCUCUGUCUCUAUCCCUCACUCCCUUCUUCUGCAGCGAGAGAAAGAUGAGCGUAGGAGCAGGGGUGCUGUGAACAGCUGAAGCGAUGGAGAGAUGCUCCAUCUCUCCUGUUACCCGACUGGCCGCCCUGUGCUGCCUGCUGGCUGCCGCGACGACCCGUCCCGUGUCAUGUGACGGGGGCCGCGGGAAGGCGGACGGAGGAGAGAGCGAAAGUGAUCGGGCGGGAGAGCUGCAGAUCGACACGCUCUCGCCACAGCUGUCAGUCACGACCCAGGCCACGCCCACCCCGCUCUGGGCGGUCGUUUGGGGGCCCACGCACCCCAUUGAGGACGAGACCCCUCAUUUCCUGCCGGGCCAGGAAAUGGACCUCCAACACCCGACCACGGAGUCCUGGCAACUUCUCCAGAACCCGCCGACCACCAAAACCCAGCAACUCUUACUGGGAGAGAGAAAAAAAGAGGGGGAAGAAGAUGAAGAAGGAGAAGCUGACAGCGAGAGAGAGGAAGUUGAUCCACAGUUCUACGUCACAGUCACCAUCUCCUCUCUGUUGAUUCUGACAGCUGUCAUCAUAACUGCAAAACUCUGUUACGAUCGCAGCUGCUCGCGGCACCCGCCCCCCCUCUCCCGCGGGGCGGCGCCCCCCCUGUCCCUCUCCCUCCCGCGCUCCCUGGCUCCCGAGGACAGCAGGCAGGUGCUGCACAGCACCCCUUCCUUCACAGACAGGGAGAGAAUACCUGUGGUGAAUCUCUAAAGACGACUGUUCUUGAUUGAUUUCUGCUGGAUAUGGACAUGUCUUGGUGUUACAAGGUGUAACUGUCUAUGUUAUUUCCCCAACUGUGAAUCAUAGGGCCAGGGUUCACUCAGUUAAUCCUUUAAUGAUCUGGAGUUAAACUAAAGACACCUCUUUUCCUCAUGCCGUCGCUGGUACCACCUUCAUUACUUCUGAUAUUUUUACAGGUAUAUUUAUAUAGGUAGAUUUAUAUAGGCAUUUCCAUGUACUUUUGGACUAUACUGUUAGGAUACUCUGUAUAUUCUGCCUCACAUUCUGUACUGCAGUUCACCAGCUCAACGGCACAUUCAACAGACUGAUCCUGGAUCUUCAGUGCUUCCUGCCGGUCUCUUUAAGACGGCAAGCAUUGCUUCCACUGCAGUACGGCGGUUGAGCUGCUCGCGCUGUGAAACGUGCCUGACCAUACCUCUGAAGUCGAGUCAUUCCCACCCGCAAAGGGUUAAAGCGAUCAUAGCCUUCCCGAGACCAUUUCGUUGCGCGUUGCCGCUGUGCUAUCAUGUGUGAUUAGUGGUAUUAACAACGUAAUGUGUUGCGUUCAAAUGAAACUGUGGUACAGUGUACGCAGAAAACCCAAUAAAAAAAAAAAUCAACC